AUGAAGGAAGACGGAGCCGUAGAGGAAACGAGUUCAGAAAGUUCAGAAAAAGAAGAAGAAUCUGAAUAUAUUUACGAUGCCGUCAUGAACAAAACGUACCUACGUAGAAGGUUUUUAGGAAAGUCGUGUCACAAGUUGAAUUUGAAUUUGGUUAUCUGA
This is a messenger RNA of Pediculus humanus corporis (human body louse), 159 nucleotides long. RefSeq lists its product as uncharacterized. The transcript is spliced from 2 exons. Bases 1 to 159 code for a protein of 52 amino acids. NCBI's taxonomy places the organism in Eukaryota, Metazoa, Arthropoda, Insecta, Psocodea, Pediculidae. The record is from RefSeq and is a predicted model, not a curated record.